ACCAAAUUAUUACACCAUGAAACCUUCCAUAAUAUCUUCCUCUCUUCUAAUCAUCUUCCUCAUCUUCACUGCCACUGCCACCAUCUCAGGCUACACCUUCAAGGCCUACAUCACUCCAAAUUUCAGUGCCACAUACCUCCAAUUCAUUGAUGACUCUGGAACCUUCUUAAUAUCUCCAAACGGAACAUUCAAGGCUGCAAUAUUCAACCCGGGUUCCCAACAAACCAGCUUCUAUCUCUGCAUAAUCCAUGCUGCAUCAAGAACCAUCACUUGGUCCGCCAACCGCGGCCGCGCCGUCUCGAGCUCCGGCCAAAUGAAUCUAACUGCUAAAGGGAUAACAAUUUCUGAUGAAAGUGGAAGGAAUAAUCCUGUAUGGUCAACUCCACCAUUGCGAUCACAAGUUGAUAGGCUUGUCCUCACUGACAUGGGUAACCUCCUACUCCUUGAUCCUUCCAAUGUUUCUCUUUGGGAAAGUUUUCGCUAUCCAACCGACACAAUUAUCAUCGGCCAGAGCUUACCUGUUGGAUCAUCUUUGUCAAGUUCUUCAUCAGAUUCAGACUUGUCCAUUGGAAACUACAACCUCACAAUCACUUCCUCUGAUGCAAUCCUCCAAUGGCUUGGACAGACAUAUUGGAAACUUUCAAUGGACACGAAGGCGUAUAAGAAUUCAUUAAGCAUGGUGGAGUACAUGGCUGUGAACAGAACAGGCUUCUACCUAUUUGGAAGUAAUGGAACGGUUGCUGUGUUUCUGGUAGGCUUACCGGAGUCGAAUUUUCGAGUAGCUACAUUGGAUAACUCUGGCCAUUUUGUGAUCAAAAGUUUUUCUUCCGGAACCGGUUGGAAGCAGGAAUUUCAAGGGCCAGAUGAUGGUUGUGGAACUCCCUUAGUUUGUGGCCGAGUUGGUUUAUGCAAUGAUGAUGAUACCUCUUCUUCAUCAUCAUCUUCUUCUUCUUCAUCAUCAUCACCUGUUUGUUCUUGUCCCCAGAAUUUUCAUGUAGGUUCAGGCAAUUCCGGUGGUUGUGUUCCAAGCAACGGUUCUUACUCCUUUCCAUAUUCUUGUGAUGGUUCUAAUAAUGAUAGUUACCACAACAACAACAACCAAUCAAAUUCUGCUUCUUCCAUUGUUUCAUUCUUGAAUCUUGGAAAUGGUUUGGACUACUUUAACAAUAUCUACACCGAUCCUGUUAUGGACAGUGUGGAUUUAUCAUUAUGUCAAGACCAAUGUUCCAAGAAUUGUUCAUGCUUGGGAGUCUUCUAUAAAAACUCAUCCGGUUCAUGCUAUGUGAUUGAAAACGAGUUGGGGUCAAUUUUGUCAAGUAACGAUGGAGCCAAUCAAGACAUGUUUGGCUUCAUCAAGGUUUCUAUAGGAUCCACAACCACCAAUGAUGAUACGAGAGAUGUUGAAGAUGGCGGAGGAGGCUUUCCGGUGGUGGCCACAGUGUUAUUGCCGAUCACAGGCUUCGCUCUCUUGAUGGCCUUGCUUUUCUUCUUGUGGAGAAGAUCUAUUAAAAUUUCCAAAAGAAAACAAGAUUUGGAACUCGGAAAACCCAACAAUAAUCCUCAUUCUUCCGGGGACCUUGAUGCCUUCUACAUCCCGGGUUUGCCUCGAAGAUUCGACUACGACGAACUCAAAAAGGCCACCGAUGAUUUCAAGACUCUGAUCGGCUCCGGUGGUUUUGGUACGGUGUACAAAGGAGUUCUCUCCGACAAUGCCGUCGUGGCGGUCAAGAAAAUAGUCAACAUAGGAGUUCAAGGGAAGAAAGACUUUUGCACAGAAAUUGCUGUCAUUGGAAACAUCCAUCAUGUCAAUCUUGUCAAAUUAAAAGGCUUUUGUGUCCAAGGGAGGCAUCGGUUUUUGGUGUAUGAGUACAUGAAUCUUGGUUCCCUCGACCGAACUUUGUUCGGUGGAGGGCCACCAUUGGAGUGGCAAGAGAGAUAUGACGUGGCAUUGGGGACGGCGCGUGGUCUUGCCUAUCUUCAUGGUGGGUGUGAGCAUAAAAUUAUUCACUGCGAUAUCAAACCUGAAAAUAUUCUUUUACAUAAUCAUUUUCAAGUUAAGAUAUCGGAUUUUGGAUUAUCAAAACUUCUUAGUCCCGAACAAUCUGGAUUGUUCACAACAAUGCGAGGUACACGUGGAUACCUCGCUCCAGAAUGGCUCACAAAUUCCGCCAUCACAGAAAAAACUGAUGUGUAUAGUUAUGGUAUGGUUCUUCUCGAACUUAUAAGCGGAAGAAAAAAUUGUUAUUUUAAAUCAAGAAAUCAUAGUAUAGACGAGGAUAGUAAUUCUUCGUCAUCUUCGACGUCAGGAUUGCUUUAUUUCCCUUUGUUAGCAUUGGAGAAGCAUGAAGAAGGGAACUACGUGGAUCUUGCUGAUCCGAGAUUAGAAGGGCGCGUGACGAACGAAGAGGUGGAGAAGCUUGUGCGGAUUGCGUUGUGCUGUGUUCAUGAAGAACCGGCGUUGAGGCCGAACAUGGCGGCGGUUGUUGGGAUGUUGGAAGGUGGUAUGGCAUUGCCGCAACCAAAGAUGGAGUCUUUGAACUUUUUAAGGUUUUAUGGUCGUAGGUUUACGGAGGCUUCGAUGAUAAGUGAGGAGAAUAACGAUAACGAAGGAGGAAGAAGAGAAGUGAAUAAUAAUUCUUCAAGCAUGACAAGUGGUGGCUCUCAAGCUGCUUUAGUUUCUUACAUAUCUUCACAGACUGUCUCAGGGCCAAGAUAGGGUUAGUUAUAUAUUUCGCACCAAAAAAUUGAAGAAGAGAGUAUGUUGAUGUAUUUUUAAAGUUGAUAAUCAUCGAUUGUAUGAUAAAUGAUUAUUCUAUCUUUAUUUCUUGUUCAUAACUAUUAUUUUCUGUGUUCUU
Molecule: messenger RNA, 2855 nt
Organism: Arachis stenosperma
Lineage: Eukaryota; Viridiplantae; Streptophyta; Magnoliopsida; Fabales; Fabaceae
Product: G-type lectin S-receptor-like serine/threonine-protein kinase At5g35370
Exons: 2
Coding region: 17-2716 (899 amino acids)
Biological process (GO): protein phosphorylation
Molecular function (GO): ATP binding; protein serine/threonine kinase activity
Source: RefSeq, a predicted model, not a curated record